CCGCCGCGGCCCAUCCGUUCCUCCACCCGCCAAAGCGCCCAUCUCCCGGAGGGGCGCGGCGCCGCGUCGGCGGGAGCUGGCCCGAGAUCGCGGUCCCGGGGCGCGAGUCGGGGGAGGCUGGUCGGGGCGGGGGCGGGCCGGGCCGGGGUUCCAGAGUCCGUCGGGAGUCGGGAGGUCGCUGUGGGGGAGGGAAGGGGAAGGCUACAGCCCACGCAGGGAGGGGGUUUGGGGUGCUGGGGCCGCCCCUUCCGCGGGGACCUCGAUCCCCGUUGGCAUCCGCCUGUCACUUUGCGGCAGAAGCCCCUCUACGCACCCCCAUUGCCCGCCUAGACCCCGCUCGGCCGCGUUCAAGUUCUCCCUUCAGCACCUGAUCUGCAUCCCAGGACCCAUCUCCCUCCCGACCAGCCACCCCCAUCCCGUCUCCCUCCUGACCAGCUGCCCCCGAACCCAUCUCCCUUCCAACCAGCCGCCGCGAACCCAUCUCCUACCCGAACAGCCGCCCUGGACCCAUCUCCCCCGACCCAUCCCCCACCCAACCAGCCCAUCCCCCCAGCCGACCCCCAACCUGAGUCUCCGUCCCUGCCCCUCCCCCGUAUUCCUAGUGCUCUGCCCAUUGAUUAUGGAGCUCCCCUGUGUGGCAUUGUAAGCCCCCUUCUCAGAGCCAGAGCCAUUCACUGACUGGCGCAGGGAACACGUCCACCAUGUCAAUAAGCAUCCGGCAUCCACGGCAAAGCCCUUCCGCCCAUCCCAUCCCCCUAGUAGAAUUUGGGGCCUGGGCUGCAGAUCGCAGUGCUCCUGCCGAGUGAACCAGGCACUUCCACCAGGCACUCAGCCCUCCAAGUGACACUCUCACACAUUCCCAACACUAAUCCCAGACCCCUACCGAAGUAGACCUCUAGGACCCCGGGGCCACCACAGCAUUGCCCAUGGGGGGGUCCAGAUCCUUCUUACCAGCUAUGUAGACCUCAGGACCCUCCGCAUCAUCCCAGGCCCUCUUCAUCUUCCAGAAACGGCCUCCACCAUCAGUCCAGGACCCUCGUGAGCUCAGGCACGCCCGAGUUUUCCCAUACAGACCGCAGACACAGCUGCGGACUCUUGUGCCCUCUGCUAAGAACUCCUCUUUACCCUCAUCCCCGAUAAACUUAGCCUCCCCUCUCACAGACCUCAGCCCAGGACCAUGGAAGAUGCGGAGGGGCUACAGCGCUCCCUGGAAUCUCCAUGGUGAGCUGCCAUGAGCACCUGAGAGAGUAUAAGGACUGAGGCCCCAGGGCAAAGGGACUUCUUGGACCUGUGGAGCUUCAAAAUAGGCCCUUUUUCCUUAUUCAAAAGUACAUAUAUAAAAGUGUGAAUACAAUGUAAGAGACUAUAUUUGCCUGUGGUCUCGGCAGGAGAGACCAAGCUGUAGUCUCCCAAUCAGGGUGCAGGUGGCCGGGUACGAGACUCGAAGAUUGCUGGUGGGGCACAGGCCUGGUGAGUUGCCUUUUCUGCCACCCUGCACCUCUCCUUUCUCCUGGAUUGUAAAACCCAUGCACAAGACCUGUAGAGGGUACGAAGAAUGCAGCAGAGGAUGAAGAGGGAAAAUCCCAUGGAAUCUCUCCUUUUCACUUGUCAUCAGCAUUUCCCUUGUAGUUACAAAUCCUUCCUAAAGAUUUCUUGUUCUGUUUUGUUUUUCCAUGUUGAUGAAGGUCACAUGGGAUCCUGACACCAUUUGGAGGACAUUCAGAGAAGUAUGAAGAACACAAAGCACUUGGCUGGCCCCCUGUGGGCCUCUGCCCAGCACCCGCUUUCUAGGACACUCAUGCAUCAUCCCGCAUCCCGUGUUCUCUGUGCCUCAUGUCAUCUGAACAUCAUGUGUAUACUCCCUGUGGUCAUGUCAUGGUGUGUGUUGUGCACAUGGAACACCCCCCAUCACAUGGUGGGGGAGGUACUUGAUCCCACCACGUUCAACAGCUGGGCACUUUUAUAGUGAAUCUUGCAUCCUGCAUGCAAUCUCCCAAGUGUCCUUCAUAUAUAAGUGUCCAUAGUGCUUUCCAGAAAGGUCAUGCCAAUUUCUAUUCUCACCAGCAGAUCAGCCCAGAGUACAGUUGUUAAAGACAAACAACCAAAACCUCCGUUUAUUUUUAUAACGUUUAAUGUUUUCUUCAGUUAUAUAUUCACCAUAGUAGGCUUGGAAAUGUACAAAAGGUGUUUUUGUUUUUGAGACAGAGACUCACUUUGUCGCUCAGGCUGGAGUGCAGUGACAGAAUCUCUGCUUGCUGCAACCUCUUCCUCCGGGUUCAAGCGAUUCUCCUGUCUCAGCCUCCCGAGUAGCUGGGAUUACAGGCACGUGCCACCACGCCCAGCUAAUUUUUGUAUUUCUAGUAGAGACAUGGUUUCACCAUGUCAGCCAAGCUGGUCCCGAACUCCUGACCUCAGGUGAUCCACCUGCCUCACUCAGCCUUCCAAAGUGCGUGAGCCACUGCACCCGGCCACAAGAGGGUAUUUUUUCAUUGCCCUCUACUCUCCGUGUCUUUUCAGUCUCCAGUCUCCCUUGCCCUCUUCCUGCCCUCCUCUACCAGCUUGGAGUUGGUAGGAAAAGCAUGAAGGCAGCAAAGAUACCAUGGGCAGAGACUGCUGCUGCCGCCGUCACCGCCACCGCCAUUCAUUAUUAUGUAGCCCACCUGGCUGCUUCCAUUUAAAUUUAAAGUUCAGUUCCUUAUUUCAGGUGCUCCCAGCCACGUGUAGGUGGCUGCAUGGGUGGAGAAUGUCUGCAUCCCUGUCGGAGCUUCUGUUGCGCAGCGCUGGCUACUCCACGGGGGCAGCCAGUGGAGCUCCCGCAGCUCGUCAGUCGAUGAGUGUUGAAUGACUAGAUGAGAGGGAGAUAGACUCUAAGGAAAAAAGAUGUGUUCAGAAAGGCCUGGGGGGGGUGGAAGCCGGCCGGGACAUCUGGGAGGGGAGGGGCUGGGGUUUGAUGGCCGGUGCAAAGGUCCUCAGGCAGCCAGUGGCUUGAAUUCAGCGCAGAGUAGCCUUUGAGAGGCAUGUGGAAGAGGAGGUCAGGAGGUGGGAAAAAGUCAGGUUAGUUCCUUGGGGUGCUGGAGGCCAGGACUAGGAAGUGAGGAGCUGAGGGGCAUCCUGAGCAGGGAGGGCCACCAUCUGAUGUGGCCCCUCUGUCCCUGCCCCUCUCUGCAGGCCCCUGAUUGCUGACUCCGCCCACCUGCCACACCGGCUCUGUCUGGAGCCACUGAGACUCUUGGGAUCCAGUCCACACAGACCCUUCAGAGGGCACUCUGACCAGAGAAAUGCUCCCACGGCCCAAAGCCCCUGCCUCCCCCAGACGUCCCCAGACCCCAACCCCGAGUGAGCAGGACGGGGACCAUGGGCCAGCAAACCCCAGGGACACCGAAGCCCAGCGUCUGCGGUUCCGACAGUUCCAGUACCAUGUGGCGGGCGGGCCGCACCUCGCUCUGGGCCAGCUCUGGUCGCUUUGCCGCCAGUGGCUGAGGCCCGAGGCGCGCUCGAAGGAACAGAUGCUGGAGCUGCUGGUGCUGGAGCAGUUCCUGGGCGCGCUGCCCAGCAAGAUGCGGACCUGGGUGCAGUCACAGGGCCCCCGAAACUGCAGGGAGGCGGCCAGCCUGGUGGAGGACCUCACACAGAUGUGCCAGCAGGAAGUUCUGGUAUCUCUGGACUCGGUCGAACACCAGGACUGGAGUUUCGGUGAGGAGGAAGACAGGAAGAGCCCAAGGUCCCAGAGAGAACCAUCCCAGGCGUCUGAGCUGAUCCUGGAUGCGGCAGCGGCAGCCUCGGCACCCCCAGAGGAAAGCGAGUGGCCGGAGCCCACCCAGCUCCCGCAGGGUGUGCACACGAGGGCAGAGGCCGAGCCACCCCGCGCCCCUGGCUCGAUGGGGUCCCGGGCCCGCUUGCCUCUGAAGCCAAGUAUCUGGGACGAGCCUGAGGAAAUUCUCCCAGGGCCCUCCUCAGACCUGCGGGCAGAAGGGGCUGUGACCUCGGGCCCCAAGGGUCUGAGUGCUCAGAGAAUCAGUCCCCGAAAGAAAAACAGGAACACCAACCAGGGCGGCCGCCGGCAGCCAUCCCUCAAGCACACCAAAGCUGGCACCCAAGAGGCUGCUACAGGCACCCCGGGAGCGCCGCGUGGGCCCCGAGGGGGGAGGCCUUUCCAGUGUGCCGACUGUGGGAUGGUCUUCACCUGGGUCACCCACUUUAUCGAGCAUCAGAAGACCCAUCGCGAAGAGGGGCCCUUUCCGUGCCCUGAGUGUGGCAAGGUCUUCCUGCACAGCUCCGUCCUCGCUGAGCACAGCAAGAUCCACCUGCUGGAGCCACCCAAGAAGAAAGGCCCCCGGAGCAAGGGCCCCCGGGAAUCCGCCCCACCCAGGGAUGGAGCCCAGGAUCCGGCGGCCCCUCGCAGCCCCAAGAGGCCCUUCCGAUGCAGCGUCUGCGGGAAGUCCUUCCCCUGGAUGGUCCACCUCAUCGACCACCAGAAGCUCCACACUGUUCAUGGCCACAUGUGAAUGGCCAGCCUCGGGCCUCAGCCACCCAGCCUUGAGUCCCUGGGGGGCACCGAUGGGCCCCAGAAGGUGGGGACAUCCCCCAGCCCCACCAAUCCCUGGCCACCGCUGUUUCACAGAAGAUCCUGGACACCUGCUCUGUGGUCUCCACCCAGCAUGGGAGGGGGCAUCCCAGGGUCUCGGCUGAGAGGCAGCAGUUCCACAGCGUAGCCUGGUCAAUCGUGCACACUGUGUUUUGCAAGUGGAUUGAAGACGAGUUUCAUUAGUGUCUCAUUUUUCAGAAGCCUUGUGCAGGUCUCCCUGUGAGUACCUGACCCAGCGGCACGUUCUGCCGCAGGGUUUUCAUUUCACUGUGGAUAUCCCUGAGACCAUGAGGUCGGGAUCCCGCCUGGGCAGCUCCAACUCCAGAGAAGGGUGCAGCUGACCCCAGAUGCCCCGGCUGCCCUCCUGUGAGCUCAGCCCCCCAGAUAAACAGGGUUUUGUUUUCUUUCCUUUUUAUUUUUUUGGUGAAGCACACACAUAAAAUGUACCAUUUCAGUCACUAAGAAUGCACCUACUUUCACGACAUCGUGCAACUACCAGCACUCUCCAGCUCCAAGGACACUUCGCUCUCCCAGAAAGAGAUCCCACAGGUGUCAGCGCUCAUCCGCCCUUUCCCUCCCGCCCUGACAACCUGAAACUGCUUUCUGUCUCUGGAUUGCAGGCGGAGUCUUUAGGCUGACCUGCCUAUAUUUGGUUUGACUUACAGAAGGAUUUUCUUUUUUAAGACAGAUGCCAAUACUUGUUUAAAGCAUAAAAAUCUGGCUUUCUGCUCUGCCAGGAAGAACCAGAUGGUCUCCAAAGAGUGGGGCCGCCCAUCCUGCUUGGCUGGAGCAGAGCGGGGGCAGGCAGCAUCGGCACAACCUGCCGUCAGCGGGGACCCCGCCUGGGAUUCUGCUUCUGAUCGGUCCCCAAUUCAUCGUUGCCGGACACUGGUCCCUUUUCAAGCAAAAGCCUUAAAAGUUUUUGUCUUUUUCUUUUUCUCCUCCCAACUUCGUUUGGAAACACACCACGUUGGGCUGACUGUGAAUCCACACAGGCAGGGACCUUUUUCCAAGUCGCCUUCUAACUCAAAAGCCUUUGGACCUACCCACGUCACAUCCACCUGCUGCUACUUCUCAACCAAGCUGCCCCCACUCUCGGUCUGUCCUGAUGCCCGUCACGGGCUGUGCGGCUCCCGCAGACCCUCCACUGCCUUCACUUCACACUCGCUGCCGUGCUUGCCUUCUCACGCUUGCCUUCGUGGAGCUUCCCCCCAACGGGGCCUCCGGACCUUGCUUCCCAGCUCCCUCCGGCAUCCCCAGCUUUCCCUGCAGUCCCCACUGGGGGCUCCCGGCUCUAUCCCUUGCCUUAAUUGCUGGUGGGCUCCAGCUCCCCUCCUGGCGCCUUUUCUCUCAUCCUGCAAAGGAGGAGCUUCUUCUACCGAGCUCAGGAUGAAGGGUGGGGUCUUGGCCCCCGCAGUCAGCCCAUUACUCUUGGAAGCCCCGAGUCUUCCCUCAGGCACAGAUCGAUUGUCUAGGAAGACAGGAGGUGUAGAGACAACUCUCCCGAGCGCCCCCACCUGCCGGGAGCCAGGGGCUCAUUCCAUUCAGUUUCCAUCUCACUCUCCAACCCCUGGAGGCACAGUCACAGCUCUGUUCCUUGGAGCCAGAAUUGCAUAAGAAAGAGGGUGCCACUGCCCACAGGGCAUCGGUCAGGCUCCAGCCUUCCUGGGCUGGCCUCAGAGACAUCCACCUGGUGUCCUUCAGUCCUCCAACUGAGUUUGUCCAAAUAACUCAUCUUCCCUUGUGCAAAAACAAACAACAUGCAAACUGCCUCCCCGCUGGGGUUCCCAUUCCCCCUAGAGGGGCCACCACCUUCCAAGGCCCCAGAAGAUUUUUUUUUUUUUGAAAUGGAGUUUUGCUCUUGUUGCUCAGGCUGGAGUACAAUAGCGGAAUCUUGGCUCACGGUAACCUCUGCCUCCCGGGUUCCAGCGAUUCUCCUUACAGGCCUACACUACCACGUCUGGCUAAUUUUUGUGUUUUUAGUAGAAACGGGGUUUCUCCAUGUUAGUCAAGCUGGUCCCAAGCUCCUGACCUCAGGCGAUCUGCCCACCUUGGCCUCCAGGAAGGAUAUUUGAUUGCCUUGGGCACCCAGCUCCCAACCCCUCUCACUUCUCUUUUCUCCCCUGUGCCAUCAGCCCCAGGCUCUGUCCCCAUUUCUUGACUGCCUGCAGUUGCCUCUAGGCAAACUCUGCCUCCAGCCCCUGUUCCCUCUGCCCAUCCCCAUCCUGCAGCCAAUAGGGUCCCUCUAAAAUGUGGACACUGAAAGAGAAAGCCCAGCAGGGCAGCUCCAGCAUGUCCUUCCUGGCCCCGCUGCCCCCACAGCUCCCAGCACUGGGAUGCUGGAGGCUGGUUUCCUUAAAGCACUGUGUCUCCGACUGUCUCCACACUGCCUGUCACCCUGGCCUCCUCCUGUGCCUGGAACAGUCUCCACUGCCACACUUGACCAUGCCAAGCAUACAGCAGGCCCUCUGUAGUGAAGGGAUGAGUGAGUCAAUGAGUGAGCUUGUGGGCUGCAGGUUAGAGCUGGGGAAGCCUCCCUGGAGGGCCACUCUCACCACCCUGGCUGACAGAAGCAAGGACAUGGCUUAUGCUCUGGAAGACCGAGUCUCACAGGGCACCUUUCUCCCUGGCCGCCAGGGCCUCUGGGGUCAGAGGAGGGCAGGACAUUGCUAGGCUUCGAAGCUCUCAAAAUGAUUUUUUUAAAGGAAGAAAUAUAUCCAGGGAGCAGUAACUGUUAAGAGUGCAUUUUAAAUGUAUGUAUGUUGGACAGAUUAACUUUUUAAACCUUAACAUAAGGCGUGACACAGCUCUGCUAUCUAUGCUGUGACCGCAGGAUUGCCUGGGAGCUGCCCUGAUGCGCAGCCCACCUGCUGAUGGCUUGGGGAGGGGGUCCUGUCCCAGGUCACACCGAGGCAACCAGCAACAGGAAGCAGAGAAGGAGCUGAGAAGGGCCCAGCCAGUGGUCACCAGAGAGGGCAGGAAGUUCAGACCACAGCAAGUUCGGCACAGGAGUAGCUCAUCAUUGACUAGUAGAGUAUUAUUAAAGUCUUCAAAAUCCCUACCAGCUUUUAAGAAUUAUGAGAUUUCACACGGAAAUCCCAAUCUCUGGGUUGUUUUGCGAAAUCCAGACCUGGGACGCUGGGCUUACCAGGCCACACGAUCCCACUUGGCUGGAGCCAAGCAGCACCCGCCCCUGUAGAAAGAGCCCACCCCUGCAGGCAGGUACGGUUUAGAAGCCUGGCUGAGAACAAGCAGGAUCGGAGGGUCUGAGGAAGCUGGGCAGGGCUGCCUGGCCACCAUCAGGGCUGAGCAGGCUCCGUGCGGCCCCACCGACCGCUUCUCACCCGGGCUGUCAGACCACUUGGGAAAAACAGUUCAUCGUGUGUGUUCAUACCAUGUGAUCCAGUUUUUACUGGGGAAACGGGGGUGGGGGGGGUGGGGCACUGUAGUUUACAUCUUGUGAAAUACACACAAAAAUGUCUUGUUGCAUUUGGGUUUGUAGGAUAACUGAAAAACGUCAGUAUGUGUGCAUGGAAAGCCUCUGCUGCGGUGCAGUGAAACGCAGGCGGGUUUUCAGGGUGACCGUCGCAAGGGUGGGGCUUUACAGUUCUCGGAACGCGCGGGACACCCGUCAACAGCCACGAGGCUGGCUUUGCGUGCUUUACGUCAGUGCGUCGUGCAGCGCCUCGUAAUGGCCGCGCUUUUGGGGCUCGUGAAACUGUGCGUGACUAGCAGAUCCCUUCAAGUGUCUGUGUUUCCCACGAUACUUCCCAUUGCGUUCCCUGCUGUUUUCAGAGUUGUUUCAGCCAAAAGAAAAAAAAAAAAACCGCCCUCGUCCUGCAACGUUUCCUCAGCUGCAGAUACUGCACCCAAGGCCAGGCAGAUCGGCACGAAUCCGGACUCCCCGAAACUGGCAACAGCACGAGGCGCGGCCCUGGCUCUCCCGGCUUUGUCUCUGCUCCACGCACGUGUGACAGACGCCGGGGAAAUGGAGCCCCCGAGUGGGGGACAGUUGAGGGGCCCUCGUCAUGUGCUGCGCGCUGCUGCACCCGGGCCUAGCGCCUGGCGGGCUUCGUGACCGCUGGGAACAUGACAGCUCCCUCCGUGUCGACGAGGGUGCGGCGGCAGCUCUGGAUACCCGGCUGCCCGGCACACGCACGUCCCUGACAAUGCCCUGGCGGUGUCCGAAGCCGCCAUUCACCGCUAGUGCCCCGCACGUGAUGUUCCCUGUAGCCACGUAAUAAACACGGCGACAACGCUGCGCCGCCUCCGAGUGCAAAGGCUCCUGUGUGCGCGACCCGCUCAAUGCUGGAACGUGUGUGUUUGCAAAACCACGGCUGCUCUGGCAGGAAUGACGCUGACCGUGGCGUUGCCAACACGACCCAUCCCGCGCUGAUGCCCGGGCUCCCCGCGCGCCCUGACUCCCGCGUCACUCCCGGGCCCGCAGUACUGAGGGGGCCCACAGCGUCCGCGAGAGCAGGAUGGGGGAGGGCGGCCGGAAAUGCGCGCGGCCCGGCAGGAAACGGAGUCAGGCGCGCGCAGGCGUAGUGGCGGCUGCCGGCGCCGCGGCCUCGUCUCGCGGUCAGGUUAAAGUGCAGUGAUGCAAUCACAGCUCGCUAAAGCUUCAAACUCAUGGGCUCAAGUGAUCCUCCCACCUCAGCCUGUUGAGCAGCAGGGACCACAGUCGUGCGACACCAUGCCGGAGCAAGUGACCUUUGAGGACGUGGUGGUGGACUUCACCCAGGAGGAGUGGGGGCAGCUGGAGCCUGCCCAGAGGACCUUGUAUUAUGAUGUAAUUCUGGGCACCUUCAGACUUCUGGUUGCUGUGGGACAUUGGUUACCAAAGCUGAACAUCAUCUCCCUGCUGGAGCAAGAGGCAGAGCUGCGGGCAGUGGACCCUGGCGUUCCCCAAGGUGUGUACCAAGGUGAGAUGGGAGCCCUUCAGGGCUGAGAGAGGCCUGUCCAUGCUUGCUUCCUGGUUUCUCUCUCUGCAGCUGCUAAUUCUUCACAGGAAAUUUACUGCUUGGUCUUAGUGAAGAUUUAUCAAGCACUCAUUUUGCUGUGAGUGACACCAAGGCUUUAUCGUCACUGAAUUUACAUUCUUGGUGAGGGGGUUGGGAAGACAAGCAAUAAAUCAGUAAAAUAAUAAAACGA
Callithrix jacchus (white-tufted-ear marmoset) is the source of this 9739-nucleotide messenger RNA. The record is from RefSeq and is a predicted model, not a curated record. Lineage: Eukaryota; Metazoa; Chordata; Mammalia; Primates; Cebidae.